AUGUGUCGAUUCCUGAUAUACAAAGGGCGAAAUGAGAUCCGUCUCAGUAAGCUGAUAACCGAACCGAGUCAUUCAAUACUUACUCAAUCAUAUGAUUCACGCCUGAGACUGGACAAUCGUCGUCCUGUCAACGGUGACGGGUUUGGUGUAGGCUUCUACACAGAUCCGAAGCUUGGGCCUGAACCUUGCAUCUUUACUUCAACACUACCAGCCUGGAACUGUGAGAAUCUCGAGCGACUCGCUGCAAAGACAUGCUCAGAUCUCAUUUUUGCGCAUGUACGCGCAACAACUGAGGGUGCCCUUGCAGAGAACAAUUGCCAUCCAUUCCAGCACCAGUCCCUGAUGUGGAUGCACAAUGGCGGCAUCGGCGGGUGGAGUUACAUCAAGCGUACUCUAGGAAGCUCACUCGCCGACAAGUGGUACCUAGGUGUAAAAGGUGGCACCGACAGUGAGUGGGCUUUUGCCUUGUUCCUUGACUUGCUAGAAAAAGAAGGAGUAGAUCCAAGCUCUGACCCAGGUCCUGAGGGAUUUGGACAAGCACUUCUACGUCGUGUUUUGAUGAAAACUAUUGCCAGAAUCAAUGAAAUGGUCAAGGAAAUCCCAGAGAAAUAUAACGUCACCGGGGUUGAAACUCGGAGUUUGUUGAACUUCGCCGUGACAGAUGGCCAUACUGUUGUUUGCACUCGGUACAUCAGCAGCAAAACAGACGAGCCUGCCAGUUUGUAUUUCUCUUCUGGUACCAAGUGGAAGGAGGGUGAAACGAAAGGGCACUUCAAGAUGGAGCGACACGAUAAAGGUGCCGAUAUUGUUCUCGUGGCCAGUGAACCCAUCACCUUUGAACGACGUGAGAAGCUUUUUCCCUCUCUCUAUACCUAUCAGCAUAUGCUAAUCUCAUACACAGACAAUUGGGUGUCAGUCCCAACUAACUCAGUUGUCACCAUCCACAAGCAGACAGUUAUGCUUCACCCGAUUCUUGAUGAAUUUUAUGGCGAGAACCUCAACCAUGACCGCUCUUCCUGCUUUGCUGUAUCCAAGGGACUCGUUAGCACCGCUCCUGGGACAACUAUCCCGCCAUCUAAUACAAAGGAGCCUUGCGCUCCUUCUACAACAGGCAGCGCUAUUGGAAACACUAUGGAAAGCUUGCGGUCUGGUCAUGUCACCGAAUGUGCCGUAUCACACUAA
Penicillium griseofulvum is the source of this 1182-nucleotide messenger RNA. Its product is annotated as glutamine amidotransferase subunit DUG3. Lineage: Eukaryota; Fungi; Ascomycota; Eurotiomycetes; Eurotiales; Aspergillaceae. The record is from RefSeq and is a predicted model, not a curated record. The transcript is spliced from 3 exons. The coding region runs from base 1 to 1182 and encodes 393 amino acids.